This is a messenger RNA of Populus euphratica (Euphrates poplar), 2984 nucleotides long. Its product is annotated as F-box-like/WD repeat-containing protein TBL1X. Gene Ontology annotation, molecular function: protein binding. The transcript is spliced from 7 exons. The coding region runs from base 461 to 2695 and encodes 744 amino acids. NCBI's taxonomy places the organism in Eukaryota, Viridiplantae, Streptophyta, Magnoliopsida, Malpighiales, Salicaceae. The record is from RefSeq and is a predicted model, not a curated record.
CCCCUCCAAAAAAGUCUAAACCCCACACCACUAAAUCACUCUUUUGUUUGUUUCCUUUUCGUUUAUCCUCUUCCUUGUGUUUUCAUAAUAUUCUACACCUCUCUUAUUUAUCUCUUCAUUUCCACCCCCGUCUUUGUUUCCUCUUCCUUUUUUAAUUUUUCUUUAUGCUGUUUUCAGCGCAACAGUACUUGCUCCAUUGCUUGCUAUAUCUUUGUGUGUGUCGUUGGGUUUUGUUUGAGAUUUGGGGUUUGCUUACUAAUUUUAUUUUAUUUCUUAAUGUUUUCACUUGUUGGGUACUACAACUGGGAUCUGUGCUUUUGGAUGAUGAACUAAUAAUGGGUUUUUUUUUUUUGGGUUCUCAAUAUCUUGACAUGUUCUUGUUGGAUGGGAUUUAGGAUGUUGCCAGAAGGUUUUUGAGAGAUGGUAACUGUUUGGUUUUGAGUUAAGCUGUGGUGUUAAAAUGGAGAUUUUGAGUGAAGAAGAGGAUCAAUUCUUCGACACUCUUGAGGAUUGUCCCUCUGUAUCUGAUCCAGACUCUGACUCCCCUGACAAUUUGGAUUCUGAUUUUGGGGUUAUUGGUUCCUUGCCUGGUAGUAUUGGUUAUGAGGUUUGGAUCAAGAAUCCAGGCUGUAUUCGUGAAAGGCGCAAUAAAUUUUUAAAAUGGAUGGGUUUGGACGUGGAUCAAGCUGGGAAGGGUGAUCCUGGCAAUACGUCUUUCAAUGAAGUGGAAGUUGAGACAGAUAGGAUUACGGAACACAGCGAUGCAGUUCUGAGAUCAUACAGUUUAGAUGAUGGACUCUCAUCGAGUCAGUCUUCCAUGUCGAGUUGGUCCAAUGAUGCCCAAGAGUUGUUAGAUGGGGCAAUGGAGGAGAAUUUUGUAUGUAGGGUUAGGAAUUUGGAUAACGGGACAGAGUUUAUUCUGGAUGAACUUCGGCAGGAUGGCAUGUCAGGGAGAAUUCGUGAAGUUGGUUCAAAUCGGUUACUUACUGUUGCUGAGUUUGAGAGGAGUCUUGGGUUUUCCCAUUUGGUUCAGCAAGUGAUGCGAAGAGAAGUUGAAGAUGUGCCCAAUUUGGAGCUGCCAAGAAAGCAGGUAAAGAUGGGAUGGUUGAGGAGAUUAGGUGCUAUCUCUUGCAUCGUUGACAGGCAAGUGGAAGCUGGUGGUAAUGGUCCUUAUCCUGUUGCAGGGGCUAGGAAUCAGAUAGUUAGGGUUAAAUCUUAUAAGAAGCGGUCCAAGGAAUUCUCUGCCCUUUACAUGAGACAGGAUAUUCCAGCUCACGAGGGUUCAAUAUUGACUAUGAAGUUCAGUCCUGAUGGUCAGUACCUUGCGAGUGCAGGUGAAGAUGGAGUUGUGCGUGUAUGGCAGGUGAUGGAAAAAGAGAGAUCAGAUGAGUUAGGCAUCCUUGAUAUUCAUUCUUCCAAUGCCCAUUUCACGGUUGAUGAUCUUUCUGUAGCUCCCCUUAAGGUGGAUAGAGAGAAAAAGGGUAAAUUCAAGAGCAUGCUGACAUCAGACUCGGCUUGUGUCAUUUUUCCUCAGAAAGUAUUUCAAAUAUCGGACAAACCAAUCCAUGAGUUUUUUGGGCACUGUGGAGAGGUCUUGGACCUCUCAUGGUCAAAGGACAAGUAUCUCCUUUCAUCCUCAGUUGAUAAAACUGUUCGCUUGUGGAAAGUGGGAAGCAGCAAAUGCCUACAAGUUUUCUUCCACAAUGAUUAUGUUACCUGCGUCCAGUUUAAUCCUGUGGAUGAAAAUUACUUCAUCAGUGGUUCCAUAGAUGGGAAAGUACGCAUCUGGGCAAUUCCUGGUUGUCAAGUUGUUGACUGGACUGAUAUAACUGAAAUUGUCACGGCUGUGUGUUAUUGUCCUGAUGGAAAGGGUGGAAUCGUUGGCUCCAUGAAUGGCAAUUGCCGCUUUUAUGAUGCAGCAGAUAAUCGUCUGCAGCAGUAUGCACAAAUAUGCUUGCAGGGCAAGAAGAAGUCACCAUUCAAGAGGAUAACUGGCUUUCAGUUUUUUCCAAGUGACCCGACCAGGUUAAUGGUCACUUCUGCUGAUUCCCAAGUUCGAAUACUCCAUGGAGUUGAUGUGAUAUGCAAAUAUCGAGGCCUCCGUAAUGCGGGAAGCCAAAUAUCUGCAUCAUUCACGUCAGAUGGGAUGCAUAUUGUUUCAGCAAGUGAGGAUUCUUAUGUCUAUAUCUGGAAUUAUAUUAGCCAGGAUGGGCCUGUGGCUCAGGAGAAGAAGAGCAAAUGGUCUUGCGAGCGUUUCUUCUCAAACAAUGUGUCAGUGGCUAUACCCUGGUGUGGGAUGACUUCUAUGAAUUGUAGCUCCUCAACUGUCACUGGAAAAUCCCCAUCCUCUAUUAACUCAGGGCCGUGUAGUGAAAAAGGUGUGUUGCUGCAAUCUGAGUUGGUUGAGAGUUCACAAUGGAAAUUGCCAUUCUCUUCCCCUGAAAAUUUAUCACUCAGCCAUGGAUUUUUCUCUCACUCUUUGCCCAAGGGUUCUGCAACAUGGCCAGAGGAAAAUCUUCCCGCAAGCUCAUUGGUCGUAUCAUCUGCAAUGUGCAAAUCGCAGUACAAGUUCUUGAAGAUGUCAUGCCAGAGCAUGCAUGGCUCCCCUCAUGCAUGGGGUUUGGUGAUUGUAACAGCUGGAUGGGAUGGACGAAUCAGAUCAUUCCAGAAUUAUGGAUUACCAAUUCACCUUUAAAUAGAGAGGUUCAGCACAUUGUCGCCAAAAAACAGUGGUUGAUUUGCAUGUGAUUGCACGCGGCCAUGACACCUGAGGUAUUGAGGGAACAGAAAUUGACAUGCACCGAUAGCCGCCCGGAGAUGUCUACUACAUGGUCACCAGCGAUGGUUAAGAAGUGAUAGCAACCUCGGUUGUUUGGUCGGAUAGCCAAGAUUCCUCGGUGUAUGACAAUUGAAUCUAAUCUCAAAAUUUUUGUGCUGUACAGGAUUUGCUUUCCAGAGUAUAUAUCAUUCAUUAAUUUAUUUAU